Molecule: messenger RNA, 2956 nt
Organism: Nymphaea colorata (pocket water lily)
Lineage: Eukaryota; Viridiplantae; Streptophyta; Magnoliopsida; Nymphaeales; Nymphaeaceae
Product: SNARE-interacting protein KEULE-like
Exons: 21
Coding region: 604-2583 (659 amino acids)
Biological process (GO): vesicle-mediated transport; intracellular protein transport
Cellular component (GO): secretory granule; plasma membrane
Molecular function (GO): syntaxin binding
Source: RefSeq, a predicted model, not a curated record
CGGUUACGUGUUGGAGGCUCAAACCCGAGGGCGGAAGACCCCGCAGUCCUCCCAGGGUCGCAGACGGCUGCUGUUUGACGGAGGGGGUGAGAGGAGGAGGAGGCGGCAGAAAUCGAUACCCGCUCCCGCGUGGAAGGAAUCAAGAAAGCAGUUAUUAGGACGAUCACGAAAGGCCUUGAUCUCCAGCCUGGGUAGGUCAACACCGCGGUUGUCUGACGCAUCCUCCUCCCUUUCCUUCUCCCAUCUUCCGUUUACUCGAUCUUCCGCGCGGAGAAGAAGAUCGACGGGGAGGAAGGAGGGAAGGCGGGGGUUUAUUGUCAAUGCGGGAGCCUGCGCUCUGACCUCUCGCUUCUCGUCCACCCUGAAGCGCCUCCUCAAUAGAUAAUCCGUGUUUCUCUUCUGACGCGGGUGGCGGGGGACCGCGGAUCUGGGCCUUCUGUUCUUAUGCAUAUGCAUUUUUCCUGUCGUUCUGGAGAGUAGGGGUUCCGGUACCUGCAAUUCUGCAAGAAGGGAAAGGAAGUGAGGAAGCGGAAGGAGGCAGAAGAAGAGGGUCUUAGACGUCGGGGCUUGUGGGGAUCAAGGAGCGGCCGCCUGCCGAGAAUCAUGUCGGACUCCGACUCGUCCCAGGGGAGCGACUAUAAGUGGUUUCGCCAAAUCAGCAAAGAAAGAUUACUAACUGAGAUGCUUGGUUCAAUCAAAGCAGGGGAACUGAAACCAACUUGGAAGGUGCUGAUAAUGGACAAAGUGACUGUCAAGAUCAUGUCUUAUGCUUGCAAGAUGGCUGAUAUUACAGAUGCUGGAAUUUCUUUGGUAGAAGACCUGUACAAGCGGAGACAACCAUUGCCAUCAAUGGAUGCUGUAUACUUUAUCCAGCCACUGAAAGAAAAUAUUGUUAGGUUUGUGUCUGACAUGUCAGGAAGAUGCCCAUUAUACAAAAAGGCACAUGUGUUCUUUAGUUCACCUGUUGCAAGAGAUCUGGUUGCGCACAUAAAAAGUGAUACAAGUGUUUUAGCUCGUAUAGCUGCAUUGAGAGAGAUGAACUUGGAAUAUUUUACUGUUGAUAAUCAGGGCUAUAUUACUGAUGAUGAGCAUGCACUUGAGGUCCUCUAUGGGGAACACAUGGAGGGUUCUCGUAAGUUUGAUGAUUGUUUGAAUGCAAUGGCCAGCCGAGUUGCCACAGUUUUUGCUUCCAUGAGGGAAUUUCCUAAUGUGAGGUACCGUGCUGCCAAGUCAUUGGAUCCAUCAACACUUACAACUCUUCAUGAUUUAAUUCCUACUAAGUUUGCUGCUGCUCUUUGGAACUUCUUAGAGAAAUACAAAUCCACCAUCCCACAUUUUCCCAAGUCAGAAACGUGUGAAUUGCUGAUUGUUGACAGAUCCGUGGAUCAGGUCGCACCUGUUAUUCAUGGGUGGACAUAUGGUGCCAUGUGUCACGAUCUGCUAAAUAUGGAAGGGAAUAAAUAUGUAUAUGAGGUUACAACUCAAGGGAAAUUGGAGAAGAAGGAGGUUCUUUUGGAAGAUCAUGACCCUAUAUGGGUUGAGCUCCGUGAUUUGCAUUUUGCAGAUGCUAGUGAACGACUGCAUGUAAAGAUGCAAAACUUUAUUUCAAAGAACAAAGCUGCUCAAAUUCGUCAUAGCUCAAGAGAUGGAAGUGAUCUGUCAACAAGAGAUCUGCAGAAGAUGGUUCAAGCUUUACCGCAGUACAGUGAGCAGAUAGACAAGCUUACUCUUCAUGUUGAUAUUGCUCAGAAACUUAAUGAGAAGAUCAGAGAAUUUGGGCUUCAAGAAGUUGGUCACUUGGAGGAGGAUCUUGUCUUUGGUCAUGCUGGGACAAAGGAGGUGAUCCAAUUUCUCAGGGUGAAGCAGGAAGCUACCCGGGAAGUCAAAUUACGCUUACUGAUGAUUUAUGCUGCUAUAUAUCCAGAAAAAUUUGAGGGAGAAAAAGGCACUAAACUAAUGCAGCUAGCAUGCCUUUCAUCUGAUGAUAUGAAGGCUGUAACAAAUAUGAGACUCCUCGGACUUCCAGAAUCAAAGAAGACCUCAGGAGGAGGUUUCUCUCUUAAGUUUGACAUUAAUAAGAAACAUGCGUUUAGGAAAGAGAAAACAAAUGAGCAAGAAACGUGGCAGUUGUCAAAGUUCUAUCCCAUGGUUGAGGAGUUGAUUAGGCAACUUAGCAAGGGUGAAUUAUCAAAGGAUGAUUUCCCAUGUAUGAACGACCCUAGUCCCACUUAUCAUGGUACUCAAAGUACACCUGUGCGUACCACACAAGGUCAGCCUGCCCAUUCCAUGAGAUCAAGGCGAGCUGCAACUUGGGCAAGGCCUCGUCAGUCUGAUGAUGGUUAUUCAAGUGACUCCAUUCUGAGGCAUGGAUCAAGUGAUUUUAAGCGGAUGGGGCAGCGGAUUUUUGUCUUUAUCAUUGGUGGAGCUACUCGUUCGGAACUACGUGCUAUCCGCAAGCUUACAAAUGAGCUCAAUCGGGAGGUGGUCCUUGGUUCGUCCAGCCUUGACGAUCCUCCGGAGUUUAUAACAAAAAUGAAACUUCUGUCUUCUCAGGAGCUUUCAUUGGAUGAUCUUCAGAUUUAAUGCAGCUGUUCAUUGGUGGAAAUUAACUUUUCAGCCUCUGGUGGAUGCGCUGCCUUGCCUUCUAUGGAUGAAAUAAAAUCUCAUUCCCAGAAUUGAAAGUGGCAGCAGGAAACUGCUUGGAAAGUAGAUCAUUUCUCAUUGAUGCAUCACAUUACACCGUCCACGUGUUGUAAUUUGGCCUGUGCUUACAAGUUAAAGGAUUUUGGCAGUUCAAUUGUGCAUUCUGUCCUUGCUGAAACCUCGUCUUUGUAUAUAGCCGGGGAAGUGGAUUUCUGUUCCCUUACGUGUUGAAAUUGGCGGUCGAUUUGGAAAAACAUUUGAUGAUAUUCUUUCUAUUUUUAAAGGCUUGCUAAUAGAAGUUAAAUUGUCUGUA